Molecule: messenger RNA, 1581 nt
Organism: Canariomyces notabilis
Lineage: Eukaryota; Fungi; Ascomycota; Sordariomycetes; Sordariales; Chaetomiaceae
Exons: 6
Coding region: 1-1581 (526 amino acids)
Source: RefSeq, a predicted model, not a curated record
AUGACGGCAGACUCGACCUGGCAGAAUUCAUCAUUCCCUGGGAAUUUCACGGUGCCACCAAACGGCACAUCGCUAUGGGGCCCCAUUCCCACGGAUGCCGGCAGGUCGCUGCAAGCCGACAUCGUGGCCUGCACCGUAAUAACUUUCGUGAUCGCCUUGAUCUUUGUCCUGCUCCGUUUCUACACCAGAGGCUGGCUCAACCGUGUCCUUGGGGCCUCUGACUGGUGUAUUAUCCCAGCUCUGCUUUGCGCAGCUGGCCUGACCGCGAGCUCCCUUGAGCAGAUGGCCCGUGGCGCUGGCAAACACGCGUGGGAGGUCGACAUAUGGCAAAUGUCAGCAUAUGAGCGGGCUGCGUGGUACGGGAUGCUGUUUUACAACCUCAGCCUCGUGUUCAGCAGAAUCUCGAUCCUUUUACUGUACAAACGCAUCUUUACCUUCGCCUGGAUCCGUAGGGCAAUCCAGGUCUCCCUGAUCCUCGUCAUUGCCACCGCGAUAUGGUUUGUUGUGUCGGUCUUCACGGCGUGCAUUCCACUGGAAGCGUUUUGGAACUGGGCGCUGUUCUGGACGACCAUGGUUUAUUGCCAGAACGGAAAUGUGUGGUGGGCAAACGCGGCGAUUCACAUAGCAAGCGACCUGGUCGUCAUGGCACUCCCGCUACCAGUCCUAUCCUCAUUAAAACUUCCCCCACGACAAAAGUACGCCCUUCUCGGCGUAUUCGUCCUAGGCUUCUUCGUGUGCCUAGUCUCCAUCAUCCGGCUGGUCACCCUCAUCGACGUAACCAGGAAGCCGGGUUUCGACACCACCUACACCGGCGCCAACACCCUCUUCUGGACCUCGAUCGAAGUCAACACAGCCAUUACAUGCGCAUGUAUCAUGACCCUCAAGCCGCUCAUCCAGCGCGCCUUUCCGCGCGUACUCUCCCCCGGCAGAGGCUCUGGCUCCGGCACCCAGAGCUCGCACUGGUUCACCCCACCCAUGGCCAGCAACCACAACAACACCCACCGCAGGGGCUCGCUUGGCCCACCACACUCCUUCCCGCCACUAUCGCCGACAACGAGCCCCGGCCGCCGCGGGUCAAACUGCUCCGCAUUUAAGGGUAACACCGGAACUUUUCCACUAGGAUAUGACUUUGAGAAGCGCCGGGGCAGUGGCGGCAGCGGUGGGAUAGGGAACCGGCACACGGCCGAGUACGGAAUCCUCAAGCCGGGGGAUCUGGACAUGGAUCUGGAUUUUGACGACGACCACCUCCACCAUGACCGCGACCAUGUUCGUGACCGCGACGUGGAAGCACAGAGACUGAGCACAAACGAGGGACUCGGGGACUCUGAAGAGAUGCCACUCGGCUCGCUGAGCCCGCCCCCCAGGGCCCAUCGCAAGCUGGCAAUACAAGUCACCCGCUCCGUGCGCAUCGAGGAAUACUACUGCUCGAGAAACCCGGGACUGGAGGCGCAGGGCUUGCAGCGGCAAUCACUUGACGUGGGGAAGGAGAAGGACGGUAUGGAGCUUGAUGGGGUGACGGUGACCGUGGGGACGAGUACUAGUAGUAGUAGUUGUGGGGGUCCCGGUAACGGUUCCCUGUGA